AACUCUUGCUUGUAAAGAAUAUUAGCAGUAUAACAAAAAAAAAGUGUAAACAGAAAAAAAAAACUUGUAUCGGUAGCAAAAAUUGUGGGGAAAAAAUAAAAACAAAUUGAAUUGUGGACUGUCCAAGACUGCAUGUCCAUCAUUUUCCAAAGUAAUAUAGACUAUUUGCAUUGUGCAUUAAAAUAAUUUGUUAGCGUGCAACAAAACAGAAGCAGUUUUUGUUAAAUUAGGCGAAUUAAAUUAAAAGAAGUGAAGACAACAAUUUACAAUAACUCAUCAUUCAUUUACAAAAUACACCUGCCUCCCAGCCAAAACACAUAACUUCACCUUGGGUCCAGGAGACACGAUGGACGAAGACUGCGAUACAGGCCUGGUGCGGCGGUUGGCUGAGCUGAAAAAGAGGCAUCGGAAGAGGCGAUCAGAACGACAGGCAAAGGCGAUCCUGGAUGAUGAAGAGUACAGGGAUCCGAGUCGACGCUUACGCAAAUGUGGUUUCAACCCACCUGUCACAAGUCUGCCAUCACAGGAAGAUGUUGAGCACUUGUUGCGAGAAGAAAAAAAAGACAUCAAUGCGAUGUCUCGUCACAUUCCCACGAAGAGUCACAGGCCACCUCAGCCCCUACGGUUGCUAGAUCUGGAAGAUGAGAGUUAUAUUUGUAAGUACGGGAACGACGAGGAGUACGAGGAGCUGCAGCCCGAGGUGGCGGCGGCCAUCAUGCACACGGAGGAGCGUGGCGUGAAGCUGGGGGCCCCGCCCCGCCAGAUCUACAACCAGCUGUUCCAGGCGAGCCGCGAGGAGCCGCUGCUGCCCGUAGGAUCGCUCGCACCGUGCGCCUCACGGUUCAAGGACGUAAUGAUCCCCUUGGUGCCGCCCACCGAGUCCAGUUCUCACCCCACACUCGAGGAAGCAGCUGUGAUGGCCGCCGACCAUUGUUUCGGGGUUAAAGACGACGUAUGCAGCAACUUCAUCAAACAACCGGAGCUGCACGAAAGAUUGAAAUACUUGCUAGACUGUAAAAAAGACAAUGACCCCGAGCUGUGGGAAGGAAGCACGUCUUGUACGUCGUUAUCUGACUUUGAGACACUUUCGGAAGUCAAGUCUCCGAAGUGUAUCAACAGAGUGCAGCUCCGGGGGUCCACGCUCCCGUCUUGGUUUCCAGGUUAUUUCAUGAUUCUACCCAACAUGGAGCAACCAUCUCUCUCCCAAUCGCCCAGUCAAGUGAUGCAGUCUGCCUGGAAAGCAGUCCACCCUGAAACAUUUGAAGACAAAGGCCGCAUAUUUUUUGGAUCGUAGUUUCUGUAUAUCCCUGGGGAAACAAACUGAUUCAGAUAUGUUCAACAAAAUAAGGACAUAGUGAAUUUAUUUGUUUGUUUCACCAUUAACAUUGAAUAGCUAAAUAUUGGUACAUUUAUUUACAGAGUUAUUUUGAAUAUAAAUUAACAACUUUCUUUUAAGCUAGAAAAACUUAUUGCACAAUUGAAUACUUAUUAUUCUCUUAUACUGAAGUAAAAAUAUAAAAUAUCUUUGUCAUCACAUUUACAAACUAUGUAUUUUUGCAUUGAUAAAUAACUCAGUGGUAUAAGUGAAAGAGCUAUGGAAAAAUUAGUUGGAAAAAAAAAAAAUUUGCACUGUAACACAGAAAGUAGAGACAACCUUAUUGAGUGCAAGAAGUACAUAGCCAUAUGGCCGAAGGAAACACAGAAGUUAAAAUUUUCCUAAGGAGAGCGUUCCUGUUGCUUGACCUCUGACGCUGAUGUUUUUAGUAGAGCCCCGCUAGUGUGAAUAUUGUCAAACAGACCUCUGACAGUCAUUACCAUCAACAACAGCACAAAACACAAAUUAAAACAUAGCUUGUCUUCUACCUGUUCCAACUCACAAUGUAACAGAACAAGUUGUUACGUAUUUUAACCCCUUCACGACUGAAAGAAAAGAGAUGGGCCAAAUUCAAAAGCAUUCAGAUAAGCUGGACUGCACUAAAAAGUAAACAAUGGUAUUGAGUGGCUGUGACUGUUAACGCAUUACGCAAUGGUAAAUAAAAACUACGAGUCGUAUAUAAUUAAGUAUGAUGUAAAGCCCUGCUAAUUAAAAUAAACUGUUUGCUUCUAUAAUAUGUUUUACCUAGACUGCAAUUCAGACCAAAUGGCACCCACUGUUGCCAGAUUGAUACUUCCCGGCUUGUUAACAUUGAGAAUGUUAUUUUGUAUACUAUCAAUAUAAGUUUUACUAUAUUUUUAAUUUUACUGUUUGUUAAUUUCUUAAAGACCAUAAAACUGCCUCUUGAUAGUAUUAUUACAGUUAUAUACAUUCUGAAAGAAAAGAAAUACAAUUCUAAAAAUAUCUUAUUAUUUCAUAGGAGAAACUAUUUGUAGCAGUCAGUAAUGGUGAAAGAACAGCUUCCUUGAAAGAUGUCUAAUCAUGGACAAAAUGGACUAACACAGGCUCUUAUUAACAAAUAUGUAUAAAGACACAGACUUUUAGGUAAGUUGAUUCUUCAACAACCUCUGUAUUCUGCUAACAGUUUUCAAAUUACACACGUUGACUGCGCAGCCGAAGGUUACCUGCCUUAUCAGGGCACAAAAACUGACGUUCGAGAUUGACUCUCGUAUGGCUCUGACUUGGUACAGAUUAAUAAAUACAUACAUGAAUUCACAUAAAACAUUGGCAGUGUGUAACAUAGGGAAUAAUUAUUUUGACAACUAUUUUUGUACAUAUGGUUAAAAUUAAAAUUAUCAAGUAAAAAUGGAACUAGAAAGUAUGCAGAUAAGAAAAUUUGCAGUUUACAUAUUUAUUUUGUAAAACAGUUUACUAAUUACAUAAUAUUUCAGUAUCACUGUAUUUAUAACCUCUAAUAAUGAAAUAAUACAAUCUAUAAUUCUGCUGGUAGAACUAGAUACUAUCAAGAACUUAACAUUAAAACAAG
This is a messenger RNA of Bacillus rossius redtenbacheri, 2921 nucleotides long. RefSeq lists its product as uncharacterized. The record is from RefSeq and is a predicted model, not a curated record. Lineage: Eukaryota; Metazoa; Arthropoda; Insecta; Phasmatodea; Bacillidae. The transcript is spliced from 8 exons. The coding region runs from base 347 to 1294 and encodes 315 amino acids.